ACUUUUUAAAAAACAUAAUUAAACAAAAUGGUCUUCCUUUCCAGCGCUAUCUCAGACGAUCGUUUAAGCAAAGCUAAUGAAAACGGCGAAUUACAUCAUGAUUCAGUAGGAACCACAGUUUAUGGUACUCGCUGGGCUUCUGAAGACAUCCCAAGAUUUGAAAUGCCACAGGAGGAGAUGCCUUCCAAUGUCGCUUAUAGACUUAUUAAGGAUGAUUUGGCCCUUGACGGAAACCCAGCUCUUAAUCUUGCUACUUUUGUUACCACUUAUAUGGAAGAUGAGGCUGAAAAGUUAAUGGCUGAAAAUCUUUCAAAGAAUUUCAUCGAUUAUGAAGAAUAUCCUCAAAGUGUCGAACUUUGUAAUCGUUGUAUCAAUAUGAUUGCUCGUCUCUACAAUGCACCUAUGGAUAGUGCUGAACAGGAGUCUUUAGGUUGCUCUACCGUUGGUUCAUCUGAAGCCAUUAUUCUUGCCACUUUGGCCAUGAAACGCCGUUGGCAAAACGCCAGAAGAGAGAAGGGCUUGUCUACCGAUAAUCCCAACUUGGUUAUGGGCGCUAACUGUCAAGUUGCUUGGCAUAAGGCUGUUCGCUACCUCGAACUUGAAGGUCGUGAAGUUGAAUGUACUGAAGAAAUGCUUUACAUGGACCCUCACAAAGCUGUUGAUCUUGUCGAUGAGAACACUAUUGGUGUCUGUGCUAUUUUAGGUUCAACUUAUACAGGUCAUUAUGAGGAUUGUAAAACUUUGAACACACUUUUGGAAGAGAAGAACGAAGCUAAUGGUUGGGAUGUCGGUAUUCACGUCGAUGCUGCAAGUGGUGGUUUUGUGGCUCCAUUUGUUGUCCCCGACUUAGAAUGGGAUUUCCGUCUUAGCCGUGUUGUUUCCAUUAACGUUUCUGGCCACAAAUAUGGCUUAACUUAUGCGGGUAUUGGCUGGGCUAUUUGGAGAAGUGCCGAAUAUUUACCCAAGUCCUUGAUUUUCAACAUUAAUUAUCUUGGAAGUGAUCAAGCUUCCUUUACACUCAACUUCAGUAAAGGUGCGGCUCACGUCAUUGCUCAAUAUUACGUCUUGAUUCGUUUGGGUCAAACUGGUUUCCGUAAAAUCAUGACAAAUUUGACUGCAACUGCUGAUCAUUUAGCCGAACGAUUAACAGCUACUGGACGUUUUGUUAUUAUGAGUGAAAGCGGUGGUCGUGGUUUACCUUUGGUUGCUUUCAGAUUGAAGGACGAGCAUCAUUACAAUGAGUUUGAUAUUUCUUCCAAGUUGCGUGAACGUGGAUGGAUUGUACCUGCUUAUACCAUGGCACCUAACGUCGAACAUAUCAAAAUGUUACGUGUGGUUGUCCGUGAAGAUUUCUCUAGAUCACGUUGUGAAAUUUUGGUGAGAGAUAUUAUCUCCGCUCUUCACGCAUUAGACGCCAUUGACGAAUUAGCAGUAGCAAAGAAACGUGAGUUCCGCGCAGCUCAUCGUCAUAGUGCUAUUCAUGACAACCCAAGCAAGUUUAUGUUCAAGGAUGAUGACGAAGAAGAAAUUAAUAGCGAAAACACUCAAAAGGCUGGCCAAGGAAUCUGUUAAAAAGUAGAAUUUUAUUAUGUAAUAAAACCA
Molecule: messenger RNA, 1602 nt
Organism: Mucor mucedo
Lineage: Eukaryota; Fungi; Mucoromycota; Mucoromycetes; Mucorales; Mucoraceae
Product: glutamate decarboxylase
Exons: 11
Coding region: 28-1572 (514 amino acids)
Biological process (GO): L-glutamate catabolic process
Cellular component (GO): cytosol
Molecular function (GO): pyridoxal phosphate binding; glutamate decarboxylase activity
Source: RefSeq, a predicted model, not a curated record